GCAGUGUGUCAUUACAUGAGCAGCAGCAGCAGCUCUGAGUCUGAAGCUCUGAAGCUCGCUCUGAAGCUCGCUCCAAGUAGAGCGCCUCUUCUCUUCACCAUCAUCCUGCGCGUUCCCGAUAUACCGGCACAUACUCGCUGCAUGAUGGCCGAGGGAGGCGGACCCGAGCCGGGCGGAGCGGCGGCGGCAGCGGCGGCAGACUCCGACUCGGAGCCGGUUGCCGCACAAAUGCCAACCCCUUCAACGGAGAAUCAGAAACAGACCAUCGGGUCACUUUUAAAAACAACUCUGAGGAAGGGCGACGAGUGGUAUCUAAUAGACAGCCGGUGGUUCAAACAAUGGAAGAAGUAUGUCGGAUUUGACAGCUGGGACAUGUACAAUGUUGGAGAACGUAGCCUCUAUCCAGGACCAAUUGAUAACUCCGGGCUGUUCUCAGACCAGGAGACUCAGGCCCUGAAAGAGCACCUUAUAGAUGAGCUGGACUAUGUCCUUGUACCCACUGAGGCAUGGAAUAAGCUUGUCAGCUGGUACAGCUGCCUUGAGGGCCAGAGACCCAUCGUCAGGAAGGUUGUUGAACAUGGCAUGUUUGUCAAGCACUGUAAGGUGGAGGUCUAUUUGCUGGAGCUGAACUUGUGUGAGAAUGACAACAUGGACAAUGUUGUCACGCGUCAUUUCAGUAAAGCUGAUACUAUAGAUACUAUAGAGAAGGAGAUGAGGACGCUGUUCAAUAUCCCAUCGGAGAAGGAGACACGGCUCUGGAACAAAUACAUGAGCAACACCUACGAGCAGCUGAACAAGCCAGACAGCACUGUACAGGAUGCUGGUCUCUUCCAGGGGCAGGUGCUUGUGAUAGAGCGGAAGAAUGAGGAUGGCACGUGGCCCAGACAAGCUUCCCAUCCCAAAUCUAGUACAACCCCAUCCAGGAAUUUCACUACCUCCCCAAAACUCUCCUCCAACUCAACCGCUAGUAUCUCCUCAACAGUAACCAACGGAGACAGCAGCUGUAGCCCUGGCUACACACUAAACAACAGCACCUCCUCCGGCAACAGAUUGGGGGGCUACAAUUCAUACAGCUCCUCCUACAACUACAGAGAGUCCCAGUCGCAGCCUGGCCUGUGUGGUCUCAGUAAUUUGGGCAACACAUGCUUCAUGAACUCUGCCCUCCAGUGCCUGAGCAAUGCAUCUCCACUCACAGAGUACUUCCUCAAUGACCAGUAUGAGGCAGAGAUUAAUCGCGAGAAUCCACUGGGAAUGAGGGGCGAGAUUGCCGAGGCCUAUGCAGAUCUAGUAAAACAGAUGUGGCUGAGCCGCAGCAGCUACGUGGCCCCACGUACCUUCAAAACCCAGGUGGGACGUUUUGCCCCCCAGUUUUCAGGCUACCAGCAGCAGGACUCGCAGGAGCUGUUGGCCUUCCUGCUCGACGGGCUCCACGAAGAUCUGAACCGCGUCAAGAAGAAGCCUUAUCUGGCCCUGAGGGAUGCAGAGGGCCGUCAAGACGAGAUUGUUGCAAAGGAAGCCUUGACGAACCACCGCUUGCGCAAUGACUCUAUUAUAGUUGAUAUUUUCCACGGCCUCUUCAAAUCCACUUUGGUGUGCCCAGAGUGCUCCAAGGUGUCUGUGACCUUUGACCCAUUCUGCUAUCUCACUCUGCCUCUGCCCAUGAAGAAGGACCGCACUAUGGAGGUUUUCCUGGUGCGAUCAGACCCUCAGUCAAGACCCACACAGUAUCGAGUGGUGGUCCCCAAACUGGGUGCAGUGACAGACCUGUGCAGCGCCUUGUCCAAACUCUGUGGAUUCCCUCCAGAAAAUAUGGUGGUGGCUGACGUUUACAAUCAUAGGUUCCAUAAAAUCUAUAGACGGGAUGACGGCCUCAACCAAAUCAUGGAAAAAGAUGACAUCUUUGUGUACGAGGUACAGGAAGAGGACAGCGAGAGGAUGAACCUGCCUGUAUACUUCAGGGAACGCCAUUCCAAGCAUGCCGGAAGUUCCACAAGCACCAUGCUGUUUGGCCAGCCUUUACUCAUCACCGUGCCCAGACACAACCUCAUAGCAGACGUUCUUUAUGACAAGAUCCUAGAGAGGAUCGGGCGCUACGUAAAACAAUCCCAGAGCCCUAAUGGUGAAAGCAGGGCCUCAGCCUCGGCGACCUUUGCCAGCUGCAGCCAGGCUCCUGAAUGUUCCACAUCGUCUGGUCUCAACGCCAGCCUGGGGGGCUGUGGCAGCCCCCUGUCAGACGGGGCCUCGUGCAGUGCCAGCUCCAGUAACGGCAGCAACGGCAGCAACCACUCAGGGACCUGCAAUGAAACCAAUGGGCUAUAUGAUGGUGAGGAGGAGGCCAUGGACCACCAGGUGAGUCCAGAGCCAGAGAACGGCCAGUCCGAAGAGGAGGAAGAGGAGACGUCCGACUUGGAAAAUGGGCCUAAAGGAGACGCAGCCAAUAAGCGCUCUUUGCCAGCCAAGCUCUUCACUUUCAGCAUAGUCAACUCUUACGGAACAGCUAACAUCAGCCCGCUGCCCUGCGAUGGAAAUGUCCUCAAGCUUAAUCCACAUUCCACGGUGGCGAUCGACUGGGACACUGAGUCAAAGAAACUGUGUUACGAUGAACAGGAAGCAGAGGCUUAUGAGAAGCACGAGAGCAUGCUUCAGGCCCAGAAGAAGAAAGCCACGGUGGCUCUGAGAGAAUGCAUCGAGCUCUUCACAACCAUGGAGACUCUCGGAGAACACGAUCCAUGGUAUUGUCCAACGUGUAAGAAACACCAACAGGCCACAAAAAAGUUUGACUUGUGGUCGCUGCCUGGCGUUCUGGUAGUUCAUCUGAAGCGGUUCUCCUACAACCGGUGUUGGAGGGACAAGCUGGACACAGUCGUGGACUUUCCCAUCAGGGAUCUGAACAUGUCCGAGUUUGUGUGCGACCCGAAGGCCGGCCCCUACGUUUAUGACCUCGUGGCUGUGUCAAACCACUACGGAGGAAUGGGAGGGGGUCACUACACAGCUUAUGGCAAGAAUAAAGUAGAUGGAAAGUGGUAUUACUUUGAUGACAGCAGCGUCUCCUCUGCCGCAGAGGACCAGAUUGUGACUAAAGCAGCCUAUGUGCUGUUCUAUCAGCGCAGGGACGAGGAAGCCCCCUCCAAACCUCAGCCUUCGGCCUCGCUGGGAGGAGCCCCAGAAGCAGCCGAGGACCACAUGGACACAAACUGAGGAGCCCCUGACAACCAAAGGGACACGCACUGAAAACACACAACGGCAAAUAGAGACACUCGGACGCACACACAACGCUACUUUAGUGACAGAGGACUCCACAGACUUAACAUUAUUAACCCUACCUUCCCCCGCAUUUUUAUUUGAUUUCUGUCUCGUAUGUUGUCAACCAGAGCCAACGGCCUUGUCAGAAGAGUGACCCGAGAGACUUCCUCCCACCGCAACGGACGGCCUACUGAUUUCUGAUCCUAGUUUACUAGUCUGGAACUAAAAGAGGAGAUAUAGAUCCUCUCACUGGAUGAACAGAAUGUUAGAAGAUAAACAAAAUGUUUCUGUUGCCCACAACGACAGUCAGAAAUAUAUAAAGAAAAAAAAAGCCAAAUGCACAUGUUUUUUCAACCAAAGCGUUCCGAGGUUUUUAUGACGAAAUGUACCAACUGUUAAGACAUGAGCAGGAUACUGGCAUCGUGCCUAGAUUCAUCUCUGAUAAUCUUGCUGUGCUGAAGGUAAAUGCAAACUUUAACAGUGUGACGUGCACACAGAACAAUACAUGCCAUGCUUGAUGAAAGAAUCACGUGACCUUAUUCCACCUGUGUUAGAGUGGAUCACUGAUGUGGGGGGGGGGAGGGGGGUGUUGCUGCUGCAGACUAGUUGUGGCGGUUUUUGCUACCGGCCUGAUCGGAUCUGUGUUACAAUCUAAACCACAGAGGGGGACGUCUUGUUUCAAGCUUUUUAAAGAUCUGCGUCUUGACGUGAGUUGUGGCAGAAGCAGUUUUUCGGCCUUGCUCUUCAUUUGCCAUCAUUUUAUUGCUCUUUGAUGCACAGAACGGGCUCUGCUGUCUCUCGGACCCUAUAUGAGAGGAGUCUUACCCUGCUAACCAUUUUUAUUUUCCUUUUUUUUUUUUCUGUAAUCACAAUGCAAAAGCGGCCUUUUGAUUCCUGCAUCCUGACUAAAAAAGGGGGGCACUUUGAAUUCUCCAUGAGUUCAUUAUCUACCUGCUUCUGGUGCAUUCUAGACAUGACAGGAUUGUAUGAUUUGGCCUUAGCGUUAAGGGCUACGGUCUGUCAUACACUUCCAGAUCAUUUAAUGUGUCUUAUAAGCAUAUUUUGAUUGCUGCCUGAUCGGACCCCUAGCUCUCCUGCAAAUGGCUUUGUCCUUAUUAGUCUUGUACAUAAAUGCAGCUGUGUAUUGAAAUGGCUAUGUUAUUUGAUAUCUUCAAAGCACACUUGAGUGAAGCAAAAUAAACUAGUAUAAAAGUGGUGCUUUUAUUCAUGAAACUUGAACUUGCUCCUUGACAUUAAGAACGAUCUACACGUGUCAGCAGACGGGGGUCAGGACAGCUAACAGCGUUUCCCACUGAGUGCAGUUAUUUGUUUUCCUUCCAGUGAUCAGAACACACCACUCGGCUGUGAAGUAAAAUAAGGCAAAGUUGUCUCUGUUGGUAGCAUAAGAGAAGAAUCCCUAUUUUAUCUUAAUGGGGCCUUUACAGACACAAUUAUCCCAGGAAGCACAGUUAUAACAGUAUAACAUACAUUUCCUUAUACUCAGUCUCAAGGGUCUUUGAGUGAAACCAGAUGGCAGUUUGUUAUUAAUUCCCAUAAGUCUCGUUCUGUGGCAUUAAUUCUGCACUUUGUUGCAUUACAGCAUGUUGAUAUGAAGGGCCUCCAAGUGCCCUUUUCGCCGGUUGGUCCUGCCCAUUAUGUCGUUCAGAAAUGACUACCUAAAUAAAAAAAUCAUUCAAGCCUGUGCCUAGAAAAGCUUUACAUCAUAUUUGUAAUCCUAGAUACUUAGUUGGAAAAAAAAUCCAGCUGCCAAAUGCAGCAGCGAAUCUUGUUUUAACCCCUAAAUCAUGACAGUAAUUAAAACUCAAAAAAAAUAACCGAAGACAUGUAAAUAAUCACACUAUUGAAAAUAGGUGUAUAAAUUCUUGUCCUCAUAUUUAUCUUAUUGAUGAUAUCUACAGUAUUUGUUUUUAACUGAGAAAUAUUUGAAUUCAAAGUACAAUAAAGACUGGAAGCCUCAA
Sebastes umbrosus (honeycomb rockfish) is the source of this 5222-nucleotide messenger RNA. It is a transcript of the gene usp4, whose product is annotated as ubiquitin specific peptidase 4 (proto-oncogene). The transcript is spliced from 22 exons. The coding region runs from base 16 to 3198 and encodes 1060 amino acids. Lineage: Eukaryota; Metazoa; Chordata; Actinopteri; Perciformes; Sebastidae. The record is from RefSeq and is a predicted model, not a curated record. Gene Ontology annotation, molecular function: cysteine-type deubiquitinase activity. Gene Ontology annotation, biological process: protein deubiquitination.